Gossypium raimondii (Peruvian cotton) is the source of this 1008-nucleotide messenger RNA. RefSeq lists its product as uncharacterized. The coding region runs from base 1 to 1008 and encodes 335 amino acids. NCBI's taxonomy places the organism in Eukaryota, Viridiplantae, Streptophyta, Magnoliopsida, Malvales, Malvaceae. The record is from RefSeq and is a predicted model, not a curated record. The transcript has 2 exons.
AUGGAAAAUGGGUUUCUUGAUAAAGUAGAAGAUAAUGCGGCUGUGCGAAUAUGGGCUGAGACGACACAACGAGAGAAAGGCGAUAGUCUUACCACGGGACACAUGUCAGAAUUGUGGGAUUUCGCCCGUAUCAGUGUAAUCCAGAAUGACCUUCGAGAAAUGAAAGAAGUCUGGGAUCAAUGGGAUGUCGAGACCAAGCAGCUGUUCUAUUGCAACUACGGUGACCUGCCUUAUCUGCUCAGUGUCAAAGUGGACAAGUAUUUAUUUCGACCCCUUGCUCAAUUUUGGAAUCCCGCCUAUGGUUGUUUCACUUUCGGAAAAGUAGACUUGACGCCUACUGUAGAGGAGUAUACGACCUUGCUUCGGUGCCCAAAGAUUCAAGUCGACAAGGCUUAUUCUAGAGCUGUUGGGGCCCUUCCGUUAUUAAAGAAACUAAUGAACAUUACUGGGAUGAGUGAGCAGUGGGUUGCUGCCCGAAUCCAGCAGAAAGGCGAUAGUAAAUGCGUUCCUUGGAAAAGCUUGCGAAAUUUGGUGCUGGUACAUCCUGAUGUAAAGAAAAGGGUCGAUGUCUUCGCUUUAGGUAUCUACGGAUUAGUGGUCUUCCCCAAAGCAUUAGGACAUAUAGACGAGGCCGUUUCUGAUCUAUCUUUGAACGCAUGCCGGAGAGCUGGAGAGGGAAGGUUCAUUGGAUGUGCUCAGCUCUUACUAGCAUGGUUUCAUAGCCACUUCUGGAAAGUAGAAAAGAUCUCUUAUCGGGUAUUCUCUGAUAGCUACUCUCCUCUAGAAGAAUUGGUAACCACGCCAAGACGGGAUGACGUUUCAGAAGAAAAGUGGAUGGCGAUACUCCAGAAUCUCCUAGAUGAAGAUAUUGAGUGGAGGGCUCCUUGGCUAAUUCCUGAUGAGAUUUUAUACAGGUGUGGAGAUUUUGACUGGGUUCCUCUGCUCGGAAUAUGGGGAGCUAUCGGAUAUGCUCCUCUGCUCGUAUCAAGACAAUUUAGAUCACGAUAA